Messenger RNA from Aphanomyces astaci, 513 nucleotides. RefSeq lists its product as hypothetical. The coding region runs from base 1 to 513 and encodes 170 amino acids. The transcript has 3 exons. The record is from RefSeq and is a predicted model, not a curated record. NCBI's taxonomy places the organism in Eukaryota, Oomycota, Saprolegniomycetes, Saprolegniales, Verrucalvaceae.
AUGGUGGCCACGUACGAGCAGAUCCAUGAAGCCAUUCGACGGGUUGAGGCAGGCGAGUCAAAAGUAGCAGUCGUGCGCAGCUAUCCUGUGACCAAGACCACAUUGUUUCACUACAUCAAAAUGAUGAAAACGACAGGGACGGUCGAACGACAAAAGCGUGGGCCGAAACAACUCCUCCCCCCGGGCAUCGACGAGGACUUUGUUGAAUGGAUCGCCGCCAUGCAGCGACAACUCAAGUCGCCGCUCGCGAAGAUGUUCUCACCGUACCGGCGAGGCACACCGGCAAGGAAAGAAAGCGUGUGUCAACGGACGACGAGUGGUUCUCGAUGGCAGGCUUGCAUGCCGCUGCCUCCAUUCCUAACAAGCGCAAAAAAGCUUCCAUUGCAAACAGACACUUCCGCACGAGCCGGACCAGCGAUACAAGUCGAAGCUGAGAUGGCCGGGCAGUUGACUCAAGAUUGCAUUGACGAAGACUUCCGCACGAGCCGGACCAGCGAUACAAGUCGAAGCUGA